Lotus japonicus is the source of this 2947-nucleotide messenger RNA. RefSeq lists its product as uncharacterized. The transcript has 4 exons. The coding region runs from base 190 to 2508 and encodes 772 amino acids. The record is from RefSeq and is a predicted model, not a curated record. NCBI's taxonomy places the organism in Eukaryota, Viridiplantae, Streptophyta, Magnoliopsida, Fabales, Fabaceae.
AAGCUCUCUCAUUGCUUGUUUGGAGAAAGGCCGCAAAAGACGCAGCAGUUCAUCUAAACUCUGUCUCUAGUCUCCUUUCUUUCAAACCUCACUCCCUCUGCCUCCGUACAACACGGACAAGGAACAACCUGGGUGUGAUCAAAGCCAGCUGAAACUCAAGUGUGAACGGUUUUCUGCAAUGGCGGGUUGAUGAGCGAGACGAAGAAGCAAAUGGGUAGCUCGGGAGAGAACGGAAUCGAUGCAUCGGAGGGUGGGUUGGUCUGGGUCCGCCGCCGUAACGGGUCGUGGUGGCCUGGCCGGAUAAUGGGUCUGCACGAGCUGUCGGAGAGUUCCUUGGUUUCUCCGAGAUCGGGGACUCCUGUUAAGCUCUUGGGUCGCGAGGACGCAAGCGUGGAUUGGUAUAAUCUUGAAAGAUCGAAGCGGGUUAAACCUUUUCGAUGCGGGGAGUAUGAUGAUUGCAUUGAAAAGGCAAAGGCAUCUGCUGCCAGCUCAAAUAAGAAAGCAGUGAAAUAUGCUCGCAGGGAAGAUGCUAUUCUUCAUGCUCUUGAGCUGGAGAGUGCUCGCCUCGGCAAGGAGUCGUUAAACUUCUGCUCUAGAUCAGAUACAUUAGGUGGUGAACCUGUUGGUUUGGCUGGAGAAUCACCGAUCAUAUCUUGUUCUGGUGAGGAUAAUGAAGACUUGGCUGAUGAUCUGUCUGACUCUGAAGACAACUCUAAUUCAUCCCUUGAAUUGCAUCAGUCUGAAAUAUCACUUGAAGAGCCAAAUCAAAAUGGUUCUUCCAAGAUGCAGUCUUUGCAGGGAAGGAGAAGAAGAACACCAAAUGAUUCUGAAGAUGAUGGAACAGAAGGAGUCAAGCGAAUGAGAGGGCUUGAGGAUUUGGGCAUUGGUGUAGUGCCAAAGACAAAGGUCCUGGGUGCAGGUACACCUGAGAUAGCCCAGCAAGAUGGUGCUUUGAGCGGCAAUUCAAACACAGGGAACUUCCUGGUGAAUGGAACUUUUGUCAAUGGUGGAAAGGGUCAUUUUUCCACACUGAAACGAAGGAGAACACAAGUAGCAAAUGUUCAUGAAUCAUUGAAAAGGAAAAAUCGACGCCGGCCAUUGACCAAGGUUUUGGAGAGUACGGCCAUGGUGUCAGUUCCGGCAAUUUGUGAUGGGCUUACUAGUUCAAUCAGUUCUCCAUCACUUGGGGUGACUUAUAGCAGCAACCCUUCAACAUUAUAUUCCAAUGAAUUACAGGAACGUUCUCCACUGGCAAAUCAUGUUUUUGUUAGUACAGAGGCUGCUUUUGAGAAUGGAACUUCAGCAGAUAUUCAGGAGGAUGGUCGUGAAACUUCUCAAACCAAUUACACAGUAAAGGAGAAUGAGGCUUCUGGCAUAUCAGGGCAAAUUUGGAAUGAUUUUUCUGAUAAAUUAUUUGAUGUUCCAUUUAUGAAGGUUGGAAGGGAGGAGAGACCUUUGACAGGUUUCUCACCUGUACUUGCUUCUUGUUCAUCUGGAAAGCCCGGAGUUGAUGUAUUGGGACAACAGUCUCGCCAUCUUGGUCAAUCUGAAGCCCUGUCAGCGAGAAAUGAGGGCUAUAGUACUGGUUUUACAAGUUCAAUUGCUGAUCAUAACAUUACUGACCUUAGAGCAGAGAUAGGUAGUUCAGAGUGGCUUUCAAAAGGAAAGAGGAAUUCAAGACAUGCUAGAAAAGAAGCCUUAAGAACACAUGUGGACAUGUAUGAUAAAUUUAGCACUCAUUUGGCUGGUGUAGAGAACUCUGAUGGAUACUCUCAGGGGACUGGUCAGAAAGCUGAUUGGAAUAUCACAGGAGCCCCUGUUGCUUCUUACAAUGGUACCUCUCAAGCUAGGUGCAAGCAAGUUGCCGAAGGCGAACUAGGCGGGUUUCGGGAUUUGAGCAAGCGUAUUAAGGGGACAAGAGACGUGAAGCUAUUGCCUGAUCGAUCUCUCACACCUCAGGUAUCGCUUCCUUAUCGUCAGCCUCGUUUACCCCUGGCCCCAAACCAUCCAAUGUUAGAUUGUCCUGGAAGAAAUAGUUGUUCUGAUGGUUCAUUAUAUGAUGUUAAGAUAGAAAUCAAAUCCAGCUACCGUCCACAACAUGUCCCAUUGGUUUCUCUUGCAAGUAAACUAAAUAGCCAAGCCUUUAUUGGACACCCUCUAACAGUGGAGGUUAUGCCUGAUGGUCAAUGCGAUGACAUGAUGAGAAUGUAUGGACCUGGCUUGGAAGGUGGGGACACCUCUGGUGUGGUGAAGCCAAGAAUAAAACCUUCCAAGAAACUGUCGCAAUUUUCUCGCAGUAAAUCUUCCAAAUCAAAAAAAUCUGGUCUACUAAAUAAGAAGACUCGAAAGCUGUCCUCGCUGACUGGGCAAAAGAAAUCAGAACGGAAGAAGGUUGGUACGCCUGUCGUAGCUUGUAUUCCCCUGAGUGUAGUAUUCAGCAGGAUUAAUGAAGCAGUAAGUGGCCAGGCGCGACCAGCUCACCGUGCACCACCAACAUCCAACCCAUAACUUGUUAUUGGGAAGGAAUUGCAGACAAUGGAUUGUGUGGAGAAUUGCUUCUUUGGUAACUUGAGAACUUUGGUAUAGUGCUUUAGUUUUGCAGGUGAUAACAUUUGCUUUAUCUAUAUUUGCUGCACCAGAUUUUUUUUCCAUGAAGGUGGAAUCUUCUCUGAAACUUGAAGACAUUUUACAUGUAGAACUGGUAGGAGCUGAAUCAUAAAUCAUAAUAACCUGAGGCUUCAGUUGGCUCUGUAAAUUAUGUAAACAUUAGCUGAGUUGUAAAGAUGGUCUAGUAUUAGGUGUUUUAAAAAAGUCAUUACAUGAAAAUAGGAUCUCAAAAAAGUUGUCUUCAUAUGGUACUCUCAUGUUGGGCAUGGAUAUUUAUUCUUGAACCCACCUGAAUUCUAUAGGUUUACAUGACUUGAAAAGGAAAUUGAAAUUGAGAAUA